Aspergillus oryzae RIB40 is the source of this 2763-nucleotide messenger RNA. RefSeq lists its product as uncharacterized. The record is from RefSeq and is a predicted model, not a curated record. Gene Ontology annotation, biological process: silent mating-type cassette heterochromatin formation. The transcript is spliced from 7 exons. Gene Ontology annotation, cellular component: rDNA heterochromatin; SHREC complex. The coding region runs from base 1 to 2763 and encodes 920 amino acids. NCBI's taxonomy places the organism in Eukaryota, Fungi, Ascomycota, Eurotiomycetes, Eurotiales, Aspergillaceae.
AUGGACUGGAGGGCUGAGAGGGCAGCACUCGACGAGUAUAUUGAGCAGUUAGGCAUGCAGCCUUCCUACGUUCCUCGACCCGGAGAAGUCGUACUCUGGGCUCCGGAGUAUCAGGGGGAACUAGCCUGGAACCACGAAACCAAGCGCGUCGAAAUGUACGCGCCCAAUCAAAACGAAUGGUUGGGAACCCCCGCAUGGCGGGCUGGUAUUGUAGGCCAGACUCCAGAAGAAGACACAGUCCUUCAGGACUUAGUCAUUACAGCGCCCAAAAAAUGGGGUGUCAACUACUCCGGCUUUCGCGUGGAAACUUUUCCUGAUCCUCAAAGCUACGAUAAAAGUUACUCAUUGCACUACAAAUAUGUCCAUUUGUUGUGUAUCAAGCCCUUCAAUGCAUACGAGCUCUUUCUGCAAGGAAUUCCGCCCGAAGAGUUACACCCCUCCAUCGGGUAUGCGAUGACGAUAAUGUCGUCGUUCAGUCUCCUGGACAAAUAUCACUUCAAAGGAACUUGGCCAAACGCAGCCAUUUAUUGCCGGGGUAUUUUCAUCGGAGCGGAGCUCUUGGUUGUUGGAGAUGCUGUCCGCUUGAAACCAGCCCUCCCGUCUUACUCAGAGGAAGUCCAUAACGCCGUUGAGGAUGUUAUGGUCAUUGAUGAAAUACGCCUGGAACUUGUCAACUGCGUGAACGAUCUCAUGUCGGAUCAACUGGCAGAGCGAUAUCAGGUUCGAGUGGCAGGAAAGGUCUAUACGAACGCUCCCCAAAGAGCUAGUGCUGGGACCCACGGGACGAGCCAACCCUUGCCUAUGAAGCACGAGGAAGUCAUUGACGUGUUUCAAUCGAUUGGCAUGGGUGGUUAUGGGUCUUGGUACAGGGUGUGGGAAGGUGCCACGGUGGAAGUCUCACAGAAUAUGAUAAUUGGUCGUUGCUACGAGCCCGAUGCUAUGAACCUCUUGUUCGGGUCUUGCUCUUUGGGUCAGGAUCUGUCGGGGGUGACCAAGGCGAGGGAGUAUUCACGGAAAGUCGAUGAACGUAUUCCCGAAGGCAAAGACUGGUUUUGGGGCGACUUUCGAACUCAGACCCUCGCGAUCGAUACUCUCAAUGGCCAGGAUGUGGGCCACUACAGUGACGCACGCGAUAUCAAGAUGUGGAGAGCGAAUCUCCACAUUCUUGAUGGCACAGCGGAUUCAGCCGAUCUUCGCUUGGCUAAGCUUCCCGGCAAUGUUGGUCGGCCCUCCACGAAGGCUCGGUCCAACUUCUCAGAGAUUGGCAAGCUUAGCAGGCUGGUCAGUACAGGUCUUGGGGCCGCGGACGUGAGCAACCCAGUAAGCUCCGAAGAAGGGCCCAACCUGCCAGACGAGGAAGAUACCUCUGAAUCAGAUGAAGUUUUCACGUUAGCCAUGAAUCAACUCCCAGGGGGGACGGACGAAUCAGAGGAAGGGCAAACGGCCGAAGCACGAUAUUUGAUCACGGAUACUCUGAAGCUCCUUCUUGUCGAUACUCUUGACCCGAGGUUCACUUAUGGCGAGGAAACACUUACGUUCUGGUCUUUGACAUACUUUGCUGAUUGCUAUUAUAUUCUUUCUCCCAAUAGUAUCCGAUCAUUUGGAGAGGGGCAACAACAAGUCAACUGUAACUCUCUUGUAUACUCCUCAAUCGAUCAUCCUCUCACAAGCCACAAGAAUACUAUCGCAACAAUGGGUCUAGACGGCGUACCUCAAGCCCAAGCCGUAACAGUGAGUCUCAAAGACCUCAUCAACGGAACCGUCUCCUUCGAGACCCUCACCGAAGCUUUCGGCCCCUCCUCUCUAGGCAUAAUCGUGGUAAAAGACCUAGACCCCGAAUUCCAACGUCUACGCACCCAAGUCCUCUCCAACGCAUCCUAUCUCGCAGCCCUCCCCAACGACGAACUAGAAUCCCUAACCAGUCCCUCCGCAAAAUACCUCGUAGGCUGGUCCUGCGGCAAAGAAACCCUGCGAUCCGGCCACUUCGACACCCUCAAGGGCUCCUACUACGUCAACUGCGCAUUCUACCAAGACCCCACCCUCCAAGGCGCCCCCGCCGACAACUUCCCCGAUCUAUCCGAGUACACAGCCCCGAAUAUCUGGCCGCCGGCGGACCGAUUGCCUACGUUCCGGCCCGCGCUGGAAGAGCUCUGUAGGCUUGUUAUUGAUACUGCGGCAUUGGUGGCGAGGGCGUGUGAUCGGUAUGCGACGGAGAAUAUUGAGGGGUAUAAGAGUGGGUACUUGGAGCAUGUUGUUAGGACGAGUUUGACGACGAAGGCGAGGUUGUUGCAUUAUUUUCCUGCCGAGGCUGGGGUGGGAGAGAGAGAUGGGGAGGGAGAGGGAGAGGGGGAUGAUGAUUGGUGUGCGACGCAUUUGGAUCAUGGGUGUUUGACGGGUUUGACUUCUGCUAUGUUUGUCGAUGAGGUUGCUAGUCCUCCUGGGCAGGGAGGCGAGCUUGUUGAGUUGGGGGCUUCGCCGGAUCCGAAGGCUGGGCUUUAUAUUCAGUCGAGGACUGGGAAGGUGGUUAAGGUUAAUAUUCCUCGGGAUUGUUUGGCUUUUCAGACCGGGGAGGCGUUGCAGCUUAUUACGAGAGGGAAGUUUAGGGCUGUGCCGCAUUUUGUGAAGGGCGCGAAGCCUUCUGCGGGCAAGAGGAUUGCGAGGAAUACGUUGGCCGUGUUUACACAGCCGAAUUUGGAGGAGGAGGUGGAGAGUGGGAAGAGUUUUGCGGAGUUUGCGAGGGAGGUGGUGGCGAGGACUUAUUAG